CAUAUACCUCCAUCCCAUACAAGUAAAAUUUAUAAAAAGAAAAUGAGUCAUUCAAAAGGCAAAUGGGUCACUCUCGUAAUUGCCAUUUUCGGUGCAUUGGCAGCAUCCACGCACCUCUCAUUUCCAAACCCACCAUUAACAGCCCCUACAUGCCUCCUCCAACUUGCUCUCACCACCUUCUCAUCAGCCAUUUUCUCAGUAUUAAUCAUCAAAGAUGGUCCUGAUCUUCGCCAUAAUGAUCACCUGCAGUACUAUGAAAAGAGUACAAAAGACUCCAUCAUCUGUGAAGAUUUUCCGCCAGACUUCCCCCCUCCAGACACCGACACAACCUCAAUUCUUUGCGUCGAUGGAAACGGCUGCUGCAACUUCACCACAGUGCAGUCGGCGGUGGAUGCAGCUAGUGUCGACCCCCAAAAAAGAACCAUAAUAUGGAUCAACUCUGGCAUUUACUACGAGAAAGUGAUUAUUGCGAGAACCAAAACAAAUAUUACGUUUCAAGGACAAGGGUAUGCCUCAACUGCAAUUGUUUGGAAUGACACUGCUACUUCUUCCCGUGGCACGUUCAAUAGCGGCUCCGUUCAAGUUUUCGCCGCCAAUUUCAUUGCUAAGAACAUAAGCUUCAUGAAUGUAGCACCAAUUCCAAAUCCUGGUGAUGUUGGAGCCCAAGCAGUAGCGAUUAGGGUAUCAGGAGACCAAUCAGCCUUUUGGGGUUGUGGGUUCUUUGGUGCACAAGACACACUUCAUGAUGACAAGGGUCGUCAUUACUUCAAGGAUUGCUACAUUCAAGGUUCCAUCGACUUCAUUUUCGGUGAUGCCAGGUCAUUUUAUGAGAACUGCCAACUGGUGUCCAUAGCCAACCCAGUGGCAAUAGGAGCAAAGAUCAUAAAUGGAGCAGUGACGGCGCAUGGCAGAACAUCCAAGGAGGAGAACACAGGCUUCGCAUUCCUCAACUGCACGGUGGGAGGCAGCGGCAGGAUAUGGCUUGGUCGAGCUUGGAGGCCUUUCUCCCGUGUGGUUUUCACUUACACCCUAUUGUCAGAGAUCAUUGCCCCCGAGGGCUGGAAUGACUUCAAUGACCCUACCAGAGACAAGACUAUUUUCUAUGGAGAGUACAUGUGCCGGGGUCCUGGAGCCAACGUGACUCUGAGAGUUCCUUAUGCACAGCAGCUCAACGACACACAAGCUUCUCCUUUCCUUAAUUUAUCAUUCAUUGAUGCUGAUCAGUGGUUGCAACCAUAUUAUACUUAGGCCCUCUCUCACUCCCUCUACAUGCAACUGGAAAAAAUUAAAUAAACUUAACUAUUCAUUUAUGUUCACAUCCAUCAAUCUAAAACUAUGAUUGUAAUAAAUGUUUGACGCAAUUUAAUACAGGAACUAAUUAACCUUCCGGCCA
Malania oleifera is the source of this 1393-nucleotide messenger RNA. RefSeq names its product probable pectinesterase 8. The transcript is spliced from 5 exons. Gene Ontology annotation, biological process: cell wall modification. Gene Ontology annotation, molecular function: pectinesterase activity. The record is from RefSeq and is a predicted model, not a curated record. Lineage: Eukaryota; Viridiplantae; Streptophyta; Magnoliopsida; Santalales; Ximeniaceae. The coding region runs from base 43 to 1248 and encodes 401 amino acids.